Messenger RNA from Glarea lozoyensis ATCC 20868, 333 nucleotides. RefSeq names its product Mss4-like protein. The record is from RefSeq and is a predicted model, not a curated record. The transcript has 3 exons. NCBI's taxonomy places the organism in Eukaryota, Fungi, Ascomycota, Leotiomycetes, Helotiales, Helotiaceae. Bases 1 to 333 code for a protein of 110 amino acids. Gene Ontology annotation, molecular function: carbon-sulfur lyase activity.
AUGGCUGAUUCCAUCCAGAAAUUCUUUGGGACGAAUUAUGGAUUAACUACUAAGAUCCCGGCUUCGGCAUUCAAUAUUACCCAAGGGACUCCCAAGGUCCAUGAAGCAGAUAAUGGCUCAGGUAGCUUGCUGCAUCGGGAGUUCUGUAGUGAGUGCGGUGGUGGAAUUUUGGAAUAUGGAGAACAAGCGAAGAAUGAUUUCAGAUAUGUGAUGUAUGGCACCAUUGACAACUCUGAGGGGUUGGAUCCAAAAGGGGAGUUCUUCUGCAGAUAUCGAAAUGAGUGGAUGCCCGAAAUCCCUGAUAUAUUUCACAAGCAAAAGAUCCAGGAGUAG